AUGCCUUCUCCGUCCGUACAAUCAACACGCAAAGGAGGCUUGAGCCUUGGCGAAGGCAUCGGGGUGGGUGUUGGUGUCGCAGCCGGAUGGAAAGGCUACCCAGGCGAAUUGGUGGAAAGGCCGAGCACAACCAUGAGCAACAACGACAGAUCUGUGGAACCGUCCCAUAUUCAGUUCGCCAGGAACUUGGUUGGGGGUUGA
Molecule: messenger RNA, 201 nt
Organism: Bacidia gigantensis
Lineage: Eukaryota; Fungi; Ascomycota; Lecanoromycetes; Lecanorales; Ramalinaceae
Exons: 2
Coding region: 1-201 (66 amino acids)
Source: RefSeq, a predicted model, not a curated record